AUGUCUUCCAACCUUGCAGUUGUCGUCUGCCAUGGUUCUUACCAUACCCCAGCUCCAUACCAACCUCUCGUCGAUGCUCUCACUGCGAAAGGAAUUGAGACCUACUGCCCCCAAAGGCCGACCUGUGAUCUCAGCCAACUGAACGUCGGAAAUAUUAACAAUCCUGACUUCGAUCGAAAGGCUCCUGCAGGAGGCUACCCACUUCCUGCCGACGAUGCAGCUGAGGUUGGACAAAUGCUCGACAAGUUGAUCGCACAAGGUAAAUUUGUGCUGUUGGCUGGACACUCUUCAGGUGGGUGGGUUGCGGCGGAGGCUGCCCAGCAAGCACGACAAGCUCCAUUCCGCAAAGAACAAGGUCAAGGCGGUGGUGUCAUUGGAAUAUUCUUCAUUGGGGCUUUCAUUAUUCCAUUCGGGCAGUCUGUCCACGGUUUCUUCCAACCCAAGGAUGGGAGCAUUGUUGUUCCUCCAUUCAUGAGAUUCCACAAACAUGGAGUCAAAGGCCUCGGUACGAUGGUCAACCCUGAGAAGUAUCUCUUCAACGAUCUCGACCAGGCAAGCGCUCAGAAGUGGGUUGCUACACUCACAGCAGCGCCCGUCAUGACCAGUCCUCUCACUCACGACCCUUACUCUGCUCUACCGUGCGCAUAUCUGGUGCUAGAAAAGGACCUUACAUUGCCAAAGGUUUAUCAAGAGGGCAUGGCGUCAAGUCAGAGAAAGGAAUUCACAGUCUAUCAUGCCCCCUGUGGACACUCUCCGCAUAUCACUUGGACCGAUGAGCUGGUGGAGACGAUCGAGAAGUUUGCAAGUCAGGUUUUGACCUAA
This is a messenger RNA of Penicillium soppii, 822 nucleotides long. Its product is annotated as alpha/beta hydrolase. NCBI's taxonomy places the organism in Eukaryota, Fungi, Ascomycota, Eurotiomycetes, Eurotiales, Aspergillaceae. The record is from RefSeq and is a predicted model, not a curated record. The transcript has 2 exons. Bases 1 to 822 code for a protein of 273 amino acids.